Molecule: messenger RNA, 1007 nt
Organism: Fomitiporia mediterranea MF3/22
Lineage: Eukaryota; Fungi; Basidiomycota; Agaricomycetes; Hymenochaetales; Hymenochaetaceae
Exons: 7
Coding region: 1-816 (271 amino acids)
Biological process (GO): mitotic sister chromatid biorientation
Cellular component (GO): mitotic spindle pole body; DASH complex; mitotic spindle polar microtubule
Source: RefSeq, a predicted model, not a curated record
AUGGCGCCCGUACCUCCACGUCCUCGUACGCCCCUUCGGCGCCUCUCACAAGGAUCUUUACGCGCACUGUCGCGCUCAGGUUCUUUUCCCGACGCGCCUGCAGGCCUUGGUUUCCUGGAACCGGCCAUGGCUGAACUGGCAGAUGAGACAGAGGCGUUGAACGGCAACCUUGCAGGCCUGCACGCGUUGAGCAACUCCCUGCAAGCAUUCAAUGACAGCUUCGCCAGUUAUUUGUAUGUAAUGGAAAUGAACGCGUUGACAACCGACUGGCCACAGGCUCCAACUGAGUCGUCAUACGAAUUGGCUAGAAAACGUGCAGAGGACGACGCACGAGCGGCACAAGCUGCCUUGCGUGCUGCAGCUGAGGCAGCGGAAGCAGCAGAACGAGCUGCUGCCGAGGAAGCACAGCUUGCUAACGAUACCACCGUCGUUAGCACAUCCACAGCUCCUGGGACGAAAUCCAAGGUGCCUCAAAGCAUUCUCAAGAACACGGCUGCACAGCCCAAGAAGAAAGUAAAGCCGAAGAUGACGCCCAAAGAGAGGCGUGAACGCAGCCUUGCUAUCGACAAAGUUGUGUCGAACCUUCCUCUUGAGUAUAGAGGACAGGAUCCAAAUCUCAGACGAAGCGUCGAAUCUGUAAUCGAACUAUUAAUGGAUAAUCCUGGCGGUUUAGAGAUGUUGCACUUCGUCAAACCUCCCGAGAUAAACCAGGCACGAGCUAACAAAUGUCUUCUGGCAUUAAUGAACAGAAAGAUGGUGUCUAAGGAUAAUAGUUCUGGCCGAAUAUUAUACAUGUGGCAUGGUUUGCCUAGUUGAAUUAUGACAUCUAUCCACUAGAUGAGAUCCUCAAUAUCGGGGAAGACACGCCACCAAUUAACCCGGGAAAGCAGAAGAAUUCUACACGGUGUCCCGGUGGAGCAGUUAGCUCCUUGUUCCCUGCAUUCUAGACAGAACAGCUGAUCAACUCACUGCUAUUCACAAACAAAAGAUAGUGGACAAGCACUCCC